UGUUGCCAACCAGCGAGUAAUGGCGCCGCAGACCGGAAGUACUGUCCCGAAGCUUGGCGCCUUGUUUGUCCCGCCCUGACUUGGAGAAAGAACCCCGUUUCAGCCUUCUAUUAUCAUAGACUUCACACCAGCUUUCAUCCGCUUUCAAGAUGGCUGAAACAGAUGUGGAUAAUGAACUGUUGGACUAUGAAGAUGACGAAGUGGAGAACCAGGCUGGAGUAGAUGGGCCUGAUGUAGCCCCCAAGAAGGAGAUUAAGGGAUCCUACGUAUCAAUCCACAGCUCUGGCUUCAGAGACUUUCUGCUCAAACCGGAACUGCUUCGGGCCAUUGUGGACUGUGGCUUUGAGCAUCCCUCUGAAGUGCAACAUGAAUGUAUCCCUCAAGCAAUCCUAGGGAUGGAUAUUCUGUGUCAGGCAAAAUCUGGCAUGGGAAAAACUGCAGUGUUUGUUUUGGCCACGUUACAGCAGUUGGAACCCGUAACAGGACAGGUGUCUGUUUUAGUUAUGUGUCACAUCAGAGAAUUGGCUUUCCAAAUCAGCAAAGAGUAUGAGCGGUUCUCCAAAUAUAUGCCAUCUGUCAAGGUGGCAGUGUUUUUUGGUGGUCUGUCUAUUAAGAAAGAUGAAGAAAUGCUUAAGAAGAGCUGCCCACAUAUUGUUGUGGGAACCCCUGGCCGAAUCCUGGCACUGGCAAAAAACAAGACACUAAAUCUCAAGCACAUCAAACACUUCAUCCUGGAUGAGUGUGACAAGAUGUUAGAGCAGCUAGACAUGCGAAGAGACGUUCAGGAAAUUUUCCGCAUGACCCCACAUGAGAAGCAGGUCAUGAUGUUCAGUGCCACUCUGAGCAAGGAGAUUCGCCCUGUCUGCCGGAAAUUCAUGCAAGAUCCGAUGGAGAUCUUCGUUGAUGAUGAGACCAAGCUGACCCUUCACGGACUGCAGCAAUAUUAUGUCAAACUCAAGGACAACGAGAAAAAUCGCAAACUUUUCGACCUUUUGGAUCUUCUGGAGUUUAACCAGGUGGUGAUCUUUGUGAAGUCUGUCCAGCGAUGCAUUGCGCUGGCACAGCUUUUAGUUGAACAAAACUUUCCAGCAAUAGCCAUUCACCGUGGAAUGUCACAGGAGGAAAGGCUCUCCCGUUAUCAGCAAUUCAAGGAUUUUCAGCGUAGGAUCUUGGUAGCCACCAACCUCUUUGGGCGUGGGAUGGACAUUGAAAGAGUGAACAUUGCAUUCAACUAUGAUAUGCCAGAAGAUUCGGACACUUACCUGCACAGAGUGGCCCGUGCAGGCCGAUUUGGCACAAAGGGUUUGGCUAUCACAUUCGUCUCCGAUGAGGGAGAUGCCAAAAUCCUCAAUGAAGUUCAAGAUCGGUUUGAAGUCAACAUCAGUGAAUUGCCUGAUGAAAUUGAUAUCUCUUCAUACAUUGAACAGACGCGGUGAAUUUGGACAACUGCUCAACGUCCUUCAGUCUGCUGUACAGCACCUGCACCUAAAGCUCCUCCCUACACCUGAUUUCUGGAGGGCCGAAGGAAUCACCAACUUAACCUGUUAAGAUGAAGAGUUUGGUGCUUUAAAUCUGUAUCCAGCCCACUUCCGUGUACUGUACUAAAAGCAGAUUGUUGCUCGGUUUGUUAAUCCCUUAUCCUGGUGAGGACCCACAGACUGUCUCUCAAUUGGACAUUUGGAGUAAGGAUGGUGGGUGCUGCUACAAAAAAUGUCGAAGGAUGUUAAUAAGGAAGCAAAUUCUGUGGGUUCCUUGUAUAGUGUUACAGUUGGUUAUAGUUUGUUUUUAUUUUAACUCCAUUAAGGGAGGACCAGUUUUUUUCUUUUUAGUGACUGCCCUGCCCUGCACAUGACCAGUGCUGUCACCUUCCUGUAUUUUGUGACUUCUAACUUGAAAUUGUCACACCAAAAAAGAAAAAAAAUUAAACACUACACAAUUCUCA
Messenger RNA from Pelobates fuscus (common spadefoot toad), 1942 nucleotides. It is a transcript of the gene DDX39B, whose product is annotated as DExD-box helicase 39B. The record is from RefSeq and is a predicted model, not a curated record. Gene Ontology annotation, molecular function: ATP binding; RNA helicase activity; RNA binding. Gene Ontology annotation, biological process: mRNA export from nucleus; mRNA splicing, via spliceosome. Bases 150 to 1436 code for a protein of 428 amino acids. NCBI's taxonomy places the organism in Eukaryota, Metazoa, Chordata, Amphibia, Anura, Pelobatidae. The transcript has 11 exons.